UUGUUGUAUGGUCGUCUGCCUUUAGCCACCCCAUAAUCUCUCUCUCUCUCUCUGAGCACUCUCGAUCGAUGAAAGAGUGAUAUUAUGACAACAAACAAAGACACUACUAACGUUGAUGAGUCGAAGCCUGGCCUCGAGUGUUGCAUGUGUGGGGAUUAUGGUUUCUCCCACGAUCUUUUCCAGUGCAAAGUUUGCGAAUUCAGAUCGCAGCACAGGUACUGUAGCAAUCUCUAUCCGAAGGCCGACGAGUCUUAUCGGAUUUGCAAUUGGUGUCUGAGUCAAAAGCAGGACCCCAAAGAAAAGUCACAGAACUCCUCCAACUCUUCAUCAUCGAACAAGAACCAAGGGGAAGAUGAGGGCAAGAACAACAAAGAGAAUGGAAACGUUGACAGUCUUGCAAUUCUGAAGGGUCAAAGAAGCACUUCGCAGUUAAAACUCAAUGGCCCCAUCAAGAAACAGAGAUCCCCGGGAGGACCGCCGUCGCCAUCGGCACGAAAGAGGAUCAUCACCAAUCCUCGUAUGGAGGAGAAGCUCAGGAGAAGGAAGUCAGAGGAGCUAUCAAACAGUAUUGGAGUCACCACCAGGCCUUUGUUCAGGAAUAAGGUGAGAAGGUAUAAGCUUUUGGAGGAGGUUUCAAGCUAAUUACUGACUUAUAUUGUGGUCCUUUUCUUUAAAAAUAAAUAAAUAAAUAAAUGUUUUGGUUUGGUUUACCCUCCAUAUAUAUAAAAACCAGAUAAAAAAGAGUAGUAGGGUUAGCAGGAUCCUGAUCUCGGAUUCCUUUCUACUCCUUAAUUUCUCUCUGAACUAUUUUGUAUAUAAUGUCAGUACUGUAAUUAAUUUGCUUGGUUUAAUAAAUAAUCAGUGAUGGAAAUUA
Messenger RNA from Juglans microcarpa x Juglans regia, 874 nucleotides. RefSeq lists its product as uncharacterized. The record is from RefSeq and is a predicted model, not a curated record. Lineage: Eukaryota; Viridiplantae; Streptophyta; Magnoliopsida; Fagales; Juglandaceae. The transcript is spliced from 2 exons. Bases 85 to 642 code for a protein of 185 amino acids.